Messenger RNA from Trichomonas vaginalis G3, 546 nucleotides. RefSeq names its product phosphoprotein phosphatase protein. The record is from RefSeq and is a predicted model, not a curated record. NCBI's taxonomy places the organism in Eukaryota, Parabasalia, Trichomonadida, Trichomonadidae. The transcript has a single exon. Bases 1 to 546 code for a protein of 181 amino acids.
AUGCUCAGAAGGCCAAUUCUUACUGCAACAGAUAUUGUCGAAGGAAUUGUUUGGAGUGAUCCAAAGCCAGAACAGAAAAUCGAAUAUUUAAACUCUCCGAGAGGGCAUGGUUACUAUUUUAAUCAAACAGCUCUUGAAUCUUUUUUAGAAAAAAAUAAAUUGAAAGGAUUAAUCAGAGGACACUUAUUUGUAGAUGGUUACGAAUCAAUGUUCGAUGGGAAGUGUAUUACUGUAUUUUCUGCUUCAAAUUAUACAACUGCAUUUUCAAGUUCUUCUGCGAUAUUAAUGAUAACAGCAACAGGCGAAAUAUCAUCAGCUGUUUACCCAGGAUUGGAUACUCCUUCAAGAAUGCAGCCUGUAAAACAAAAUCCCUUCCCUAAACUAAACAUGGCCACAGUUAACGUGAAUAGUACUAUUAUUCCUAGAAUGACGAACUUGAAGAGAACUACUAAAGUUAGAAAUGAAAACACGGCAAGGCCAAGACACGGAUCUGAAGUUCAGGCAACUUCAAUCAUGAAAACAAGACAAUUGCUGCUAGGAAAGUAA